Molecule: messenger RNA, 2474 nt
Organism: Lynx canadensis (Canada lynx)
Lineage: Eukaryota; Metazoa; Chordata; Mammalia; Carnivora; Felidae
Gene: TXNL4B
Product: thioredoxin like 4B
Exons: 4
Coding region: 221-670 (149 amino acids)
Biological process (GO): mRNA splicing, via spliceosome
Cellular component (GO): U5 snRNP; spliceosomal complex; U4/U6 x U5 tri-snRNP complex
Source: RefSeq, a predicted model, not a curated record
UCCGUUUCCGGUUUUAUAAGUGGUCCGCCAGAGUUGGCGGGCAGCAGACACUGGGUUACUUUGAGUUAGGGUCGCUGCUUUUGGUGUAGAAGACGGGAACCGCCUGUGUGCCGACAUUUCGGAGAAGCGGUCGGGGUUGCGAACAGUCAAGUGGAAGAGAAGGAGGUGACUUGUACAAAGAAAGACUGACAGUAAGGAUAAAUAUUUGGAUUAUGGCAAGAUGAGCUUCCUGUUGCCCAAGCUAACUAGCAAAAAAGAAGUAGACCAAGCAAUAAAAAGUACUGCAGAGAAGGUAUUGGUUCUCCGAUUUGGGAGAGAUGAGGAUCCAGUCUGUCUGCAGCUAGAUGAUAUUCUUUCUAAGACGUCUUCUGACCUGAGUAAAAUGGCUGCUAUAUAUCUGGUAGAUGUGGACCAAACUCCCGUUUACACGCACUAUUUUGACAUCAGUUAUAUUCCAUCUACUGUGUUCUUCUUCAAUGGGCAGCACAUGAAAGUGGAUUAUGGGUCUCCCGAUCACACUAAGUUUGUGGGAAGUUUCAAAACCAAGCAAGACUUCAUAGAUUUGGUUGAAGUAAUUUAUCGAGGAGCAAUGAGGGGAAAGCUUAUUGUCCAAAGUCCUAUUGAUCCCAAGAAUAUUCCCAAAUAUGACCUUCUCUAUCAAGACAUUUAAUGCAUUCAUUACUAUCAAAGUUGAAGAAAAAAGCACAUCUUGAAACAGUACCUGAACCCAGCUGUGCCGUUUUCCUGGAGUCCUUUGGACAUGUGUUCAGCAUCCCAGCAGAGAAGAGUGCUGACUUGGGUAGAAAAUACCCCACCCUCAAGUAGAAGACCACGCUGGCACUGCGAUGGGCAGAGAUGCUUAAAUGUCUAUUCCCUGCAAACCCCAGAGCAGUCAAGACCACCGGGGUCAAUUUCCCCAGCGUGAUUUUUUUUUAAUUUUUAUUGUGCUUCUCUUUAUUCCUUAAGAUGAUACAGAAUCCUUCUAAACAUUGGCUAGUAUAUUUAUGUUGACUUUGAUAUACAAGUAAAAUAGAAAAUCAUUUCCCGUAAGAGCAGAAGUACUUAUUUUUUUACCCUAAAUGUACCCACACACACACCCUCCCCCUCACCUGUUUCUCCACUCAUGUAUUUAUCUCAUGCUCUCCUGUCUCCAGUCCCUGUUAUCUCAGUUUCUCUUGGAAUAAAUGUUUCUCUACAGAUAGUGAGAAAAUGUUUUAUUUUGGAAACUUUCUGGUUUAAACUUUUAUUUAUUUAUUUAUUUUUUUUUCAACGUUUAUUUAUUUUUGGGACAGAGAGAGACAGAGCAUGAACGGGGGAGGGGCAGAGAGAGAGGGAGACACAGAAUCGGAAACAGGCUCCAGGCUCCGAGCCAUCAGCCCAGAGCCUGACGCGGGGCUCGAACUCACGGACCGUGAGAUCGUGACCUGGCUGAAGUCGGACGCUUAACCGACUGCGCCACCCAGGCGCCCCAAUUUAUUUUUAUUUUUUGAGAGAGAGAUUGCAAGCUGGGGAGUGGCAGAGACAGAGGGAGACACAAUCUGAAGUAGGCUCCUGGCUCUGAGCUGUCAGCACAGAGCCCAACGCAGGGCUCGAACUCACAAACUGUGAGAUCAUGACCUGAGCCAAAGUCGAAUGCUUAACCGACUUAGCCACCCAGGUGCCCCAUCUGGCUUGAACUUUUAAAACAGUAUCCCAGUUUGCUCAUUUGACUAGCUUUUGUUAUUAAAUUGCCCAAGAAAUGGGACUUUGAACCUUUACCAUCCAGCACCCAAUUUGAGCUAAACAAAUUAGUAAGUAGCAGCAGAUUUCUCCCAGAAGUCCAAGUUCUGCCGCUUUCUGAAGCAGAGGAUUUUACUUCAAGGACUCAAGACUGGAAAGAGAUGUCAGAAUCGUUAGAAAUAACAUCUUUGUGGUAUUUGCUCAUUUUAAUAACUUUAUGAAGAAUUCUUGCUCUGCCAGCAGCCCUGGCAUAACCUGCCACCACUUGACAAGUCCCUGCUUCUCUCAAAACCUCGCUGGGCCUCUGGAUACUGACUUUGUAGAACAAAAGAAUAGAUGCAGACCCAGAGGGCAGUGGGCCAGACAUGGAUUUGCUCGCCAGACGCUGACGUCCCAGCUCUGUGCAGACCAACACUGUCUCUGCAAGUUCAUUCUCCCCUUACUGGGUGCUUCCUUUACAAGCCUUUUCUGCAAGAAGAGAUGACCACCUGCCCUGGUUCUCAUUGAUGUGGCAUAGAAGGAAGGCCACUGUGGGUUUUUGCAUCCUUUGCUGACGACAGGAGAGAGCCGCUCCAGGGAUAAGACGUGGAACCGUAGCAACCAUCCCAGGACCAUUAGGACCAGCCCCGGGAUGAAACGUGAAUGUGUGGAGAAGAACAAUAAAAACCUGGGUCCUUGAUGAUGCUAUUGAGCUGCUUAGUGAACUCUAAACCUGCCUCCCUCCAGAAAGAAUAAAAUGUCUUCAUUGCCUGUCA